This is a messenger RNA of Coregonus sp. 'balchen', 14860 nucleotides long. Lineage: Eukaryota; Metazoa; Chordata; Actinopteri; Salmoniformes; Salmonidae. The record is from the annotation of a GenBank genome assembly.
AUGGUGAGUAAGAAAAUAGCUAUAUUAUUCUGAUGAAGUGGAUAGGUGAAAUGUCAAAACAUCUGGGACACCUCGUAGUGUCUGUAGACGUGCGCGACGUCGCUACAGCAAGAGUGUAGCUAGCUAGCAAGUAGUAUUUGCUCGCUAACUAUACAAGUUUGGCAUAGGUAACUGCGGUGAACUAAAUCCAUAUGAAGUAAGUUAAUAUAUAGCUCAGUGAGUAAAUCACUGCUUUACCAGUACUAAUGCUACCGCAUCGCCUUUUACUUUUGUUACCAAACUCGAAGCUGUCUCCAAAACUGCAAGGUGUCUCUACAGUAAUGAACCUAGCUGUCAGAUGGAAUGUGCUUGCUGGCCAAAGUUAUACAAAAUGCUGCAAAGUCAUAUCGAAACGUGCAAACUACAGGUCAGGUGAAGUUGUAAGGACAAAACAUAAUUAUGUUUUAAUUAGCUAGCUUGAUUUCAAAGUUGAGAGACUGGGUGUAUGUAGCUAGUGAAAUUAGUUAAUCCCUCAAUUUUGCACUUCUGUGUUUAGCAGAGUAACAUUCUGUCCUAUCCAACAGACACCAAAUGUGAAAACUAAUAUUGUAGUUGUCUACAUACCAUUUCCUGUUAGGCUACCCAUCCCAGCCCCCCUCUGCUCUGCAUGGUCACAGAAGUGAAACCAUGACCAGACAGACACCUUCCUCUCCACAGAGAAUGUAUUGAGUAUGUCGUUGUCAAGUUCAUAGAAUAUAGGCUACAUUGAUCCAUGACAGGCAGACAAUGUGACUAUUCACUAACUCCACAUUUCUGUCUGUGUUUCAGGAGUCAACAGACAACAACAAUUCAGCCAUAUGGAAUUUUGUCCAGAAAAAUGCAGUGUGCACAUUCAUUUGUGUAGCUUAUUGUGAAGGUAGGCCUAUGUCACUGUAAAUAACAUCAUAACUCACACACGUCCAGAAGACUGAGAACGAGAGGAUUAUCUCUCUCCCAAAAAAUGCUAAUCAGGUCACCAUCCAUGAUUGUCCAACCCUGCUAAAAUCCACCACCACCUAGGUGAAGUAGAGUCAGGACUACAACAAGGCUGGACAAUCACGGGAGGCUUGACCCGGGUGUUGAUGUACACAGUGGGUAGGAACCCGACAGCACUGUCUUGACUGUAUACAGAGAGAGAGAAUCUCUGCCUGAUUCUCAGUUCUCUGGGCUAAACUGAGAACAGAAAAAUGGUCAUCUAUGGAUCGGAUCCAUGACAGACAUAAUGACAAUUCAACAACCUGCCUUUGUGUUUCAUGUGUCUUACAGGACUGAGGACUCCCGGUCUGUGUGACGCAGACCAAGGACAGAGGCUGAGCAAGCAGCAAUAUUGUAAUAUUGACAAAGUGUGGAUGAAAUUGUUUAAAAAAUAUAUAAUAUAAUGGGUCCAUGUUUUGUUCUGUUUAUCAUUCAAUGCCUGUUCUGAUAAUGUUUACAUAACCAACUACAAUUACAAGCUGAGCAAACAAUGGAAUGGAAAAUAAAUGAUUACAAUGUAUAGAAAGACCACAUGUUAAUUAUAGUCUACUCCUGCGCUCAGGGUACUAUCAUAUAUUGACUGCUGAGUGUUCCCAAUGUUACAAUAUGAGGGGGGCCACAUUGACAUUUCAAUUGUUAUGGGGGUCCUCAUGAGCACCACUGAAAUUAGAACUAUGUCUGUGCUCUAACAAGCCACCACUUCCUCCUCUCUUGGCUAUAACCUAGCUAUAUUACAUCAUACACAUUAUGUUACAGAAACACUGGUGUUGGCUAUAACCUAGCUAUAUUACAUUAUACACAUUCUGUUACAGAAACACUGGUGUUGGCUAUAACCUAGCUAUAUUACAUUAUACACAUUCUGUUACAGAAACACUGGUGUUGGCUAUAACCUAGCUAUAUUACAUCAUACACAUUAUGUUACAGAAACACUGGUGUUGGCUAUAACCUAGCUAUAUUACAUUAUACACAUUCUGUUACAGAAACACUGGUGUUGGCUAUAACCUAGCUAUAUUACAUUAUACACAUUCUGUUACAGAAACACUGGUGUUGGCUAUAACCUAGCUAUAUUACAUUAUACACAUUCUGUUACAGAAACACUGGUGUUAUUGUUUGGAGACUACAAGCUAACUAGUCAUUUUGUACUCAUACACACCAACAGUGUAAUAUCUGGAUGAAGAUUGAUAAUACUAAGUAAAUAAUAAGGAAAGUACAGUAGAAUUACAUGAUAUGUAUACAUUGUAAGAUGUUUAUUGAUAGGCAAUGCAUUUGGUACAGAGUAUGAUUUGACCAAGUGACAUCCUUAUUCUAACCAGCUCAUCAAAACAAUAUUCAAGAAGUUGGGCUAUUGUAUUAGUAGCUAGCUAUAUUGCUAUUAAAGUAUUGGUCCAUAUUCUAGCUAGUUUCCAACACUGAUAGUGUUGGACACUACAGCUAGGUCGUUUAGUUAGCCAGGUUGUACAGUGUCUUCAGAAAGUAUUCACACCCCUUGACCUUUUCCACAUUUAGUUGUGUUAUAGCCUGAAUUUAAAAUGGAUUGAAUGUAGAUUUUGUGUCACUGGCCUAUACACAGUACCCCAUAAUGUCAAAGUGGAAUUAUGUUUUUAGAGGUUUUUUUUUAAUUAAUAAAAAAUGAAAACCUGAAAUGUCUUGAGUCAACAAGUAUUCCACCUCUUUUGUUAUGGCAAGUCUAAAUAAGUUCAGGAGUAAAAAUGUGUUUAACAAGUCCCAUAAUAAGUUGCAUAGUCUCACUCUGUUUUUGAAUGACUACCUCAUCUCUGUACCCACACAUACAGUUAUCUGUAAGGUCCGUCAGUCAAGCAGUGAAUUUCAAACACAGAUUCAACCACAAAGACCAGGGAGGUUUUCCAAUGCCUCGCAAAGAAGGGCACCUAUUGGUAGAUAGGUAAAAAUGGAGUAUGGUGAAGCUAUUAUUUACACUUUGGAUGGCGUAUCAAUACACCCAUUCACUACAAAGAUACAGGCGUCCUUCCUAACUCAGUUGCCGGAGAGGAAGGAAACUGCUCAGGGAUUUCACCAUGUGGCCAAUGGUGACUUUAAAACAGUUACAAAGUUACUGUGAUAUGAUCAAACUGAGGAUGGCUCAACAACAUUGUAGUUACUCCACAAUAUUAACCUAAAUGACAGAGUGAAAAGAACGAAGCCUGUACACAAAAAUAUUCCAAAACAUGCGUAAUUAAAUACCGUCUAUCAAGUCACAACAAGGCCAACUUCAAAUGCCGAUAUCAAAAUUUAAAUAACCGGUGCAUUAACUGACCGCGGCGCGAAUGCAAACUGUCAGAUAAAUCCUAAAUAUAAUAAUGCAUUGAAAUAGACGGCAUAUAAUCAAAGGGAUAACUUAUCAUCAAGGACUCAUGUAAGUCAAACAAAAUCGACCAAACAAUGGCGAAAAUUACGAAGUACUAAAGGAACAUCUACACCUUCGCUCAUCUGAUAGCCUAUAGUGAAGCUCUGUGCUGAUUGGACAGCAUAAAAAAGUAAUAUAAUGAGUAAUAUCUAAUAUUACUUUCCAUGCAAAGUAAUAUUGUAACGUGAUUACUUUUGUUAAAUGUAACAAGUAAUAGAUUUCCUUUUUCAAGUAAUGAAUCCCAACACUGAUGCUGAUGACUCUCAACCAGUCAUGAUGCUCACAACUGGUCAUGCUCACUGGAGUCCUGCACUUGUUCUGGUCCAUGUCCACCCUUCUCCUGCCAGUGUUGUACUCAUAUGACUAUUCAGUCCUGGUACUAAUCUAUGCAUAUGUGUGUUUCUCCCCACCUGUCCCCAGGCGUUCAUCAGACCUACUCCACCCUUAGGAAGGUGUUCAACUUCAGUCCUGGUAUUAAUCAAUGUAUUUUUCUCUCCUCCUGUCCCCAGGCGUUCGGUCAGGCCUACUCCAACCAUAGGAAGGUGGCUGCAGAUGGAGAGAGCAGGGAGGAGUCACUGAUGCUGGAGUCAGCCAGUAAGGAGGCCCACUAUCAGCAGAUGGUCUUGGAGCUGCAGAAUGAGCUGCGGUUGGCCAGGACCGCCCUCACCAGCACCCAAUCAGAGAACGAGCGCCUGGCCGCCGUCGCCCUGGAAAUGAGAGAGGUGAGCUGGAAGGUGGUGGACCUGUCCAAAACAAACAUGGUCAAUGUGGAGAGGUCAAACCUCAAUGUGGAAAUACUCUUGUAUCUCACCAAUCUGACGAAGAGGACCAAAUAUUUUACUCAGUCAGUAAUGAUGACGUAAAACAGAGACAGUGGGACAGAGAGAGAAAGUCAGAGCUAAUGGGAUAGUGGGGCUGGAAGAGGUUUAAACUGGUAAUGAGUUUGUAAGGGGGAUUGGUUGGCCAGCUGGCACCAGUCACACUGAUGAUGUAAUAGUCCUCAGUGAGUGGCGUAAAGGAGGUCCUCCACUAGUAAGCACGCACACUCAAUGGCCUAGUCUGGUAACUGGAUCUUGGUCCUCCCUAAUUACUUCUGCCAAGAUCUCAUCUCAACACUGUUCCACUGGCAUACAGCCACAUAAGAUGCUGGGUGUUUCUCAGUAUGCAUACUAUUAUGCUGCGCACUCUCAUGCUCUGAGUGCAUUCUCAGAAGACGUUCUCUUGAGUACGUUCUUGUGUGGAGAACGCAUAAAAUAUUAAAUUUGAGAAGCACUCACGCUCCCCCUACUGUAUUACUUCACGCUGCACCUCCCCAUUCACUGAACCUUCUUCCAGCCAGGACAAUGGCAAUAGAGACGAAACAAGAUAUACACAAAGCAAACGUUUUACUUUAGAAUGAUCAGCUAGAUAUAUGUGAAUCGUAAUAAUCUAGCUAGCCAGCUAGUUUAACAGGCAAAUAUUACCUAAAAACUAAUGUUAUGUAAGGUAGAUGACUAGCUGUCAAUUCUUCGUGGGUAGCUAGCUACCAAUUCUUCAUGGCUAGCUAGCUAGCCAGUUAGCCCUAUUGACUUACCAUGGGCUUGCGAUCUACAGUGGGUAGUGGAGGCAGGUAAACAUGCCAAAAUUAACACAGUAUGUAUUUAUUAACGUAUCAAGAUAAAAUAUUUUAGUCACACAACAUAUGAGAUGUUAAUGGGCAACAUUUUAUUCCUAAAUCAGUUUAUUUUAUCUCCCUUCAGCUACAAUAAUGGCUGGCAUUGAUUUCAAUACAUUUUGUGUAGUUUUUUUCAUGGUUGAGUCAUAUUUCUAUGCAUACUUUCCAUUGAAGCUCGCAAUGAUGCAUACUUCAAAAUAUGUACAAACAGAGUACGCAUCCAAGAAGUGCCCUCUGUGCUCCAUUUCGCACACUUGGAUACUUCGGAGUAUGCAUAUUGAGAAACACCCGCUGCUUUGACAAUACAGUACAACCAUGGAGUGCAUUCUGAUCAAAUCCACACGUCCUUGUAUCGUACUCUGACAUGACUUUUUCCUCUUUCGCUUCUUCUCUCACCCAUUUCUUCCCUGUGUCUGUAGAGCUCUGAGCUGGUGGAGUUGCAGCGCACCCAACUGCAUGAUGACAUCAGAGAGUAUAAAGUGCGGGAGGCACGUCUGCUGCAGGACUACAGUGAGCUGGAGGAUGAGAACAUCUCUCUGCAGAAACAGGUGUCCCUGCUCCGACAGAGCCAGGUGAGAGGAAGGGACCAGGGCUGCAGCAGGGGACGGGGAGCAUACAUUUAACAUUUUAGUCAUUUAGCCGACGCUCUUAUCCAGAGCGAUUAGGGUUAUGUGCCUUGGUCAAGGGAACAUCUACAGAUUUUUCACCUAGUCGGCUCGGGGAUUCGAUCCAGCGUCCUUUCGGUUACUGACGCUCUUAACCACUAGACUACCUGCCGCCUAGGAUAGUCCGCUGGGGCAGGGGACGAAAUGGGCGCUGUUGGGUAUGGAGAUGAGGGGAGGAUGAGGGCUUAUUGUGGGUAAUGGGUAAAGGUAAAGGUUGUAGAGUUAUAGAGACUGGCCAAUACACUUCAGAUGUUUGGGUGAAAAAGUGACAAGGCUCGAUAGUCGAAAGCCAGGGCCAAUGAAUGAGGCUAUUGAUACAAGGACCAACUUGAGGGGAUGAGACAAAAAUAUGCUUUUGAGUGUAAGGGGGAUUCUCCCUAUUUAGUUAGUGAUUCCUCUGAUGUGCCGUGGCUUCUCUGUGAUCUCUAGGUGGAGUUUGAGGGUCUGAAGCAUGAGAUCCGUUGCCUGGAGGAAGACUCCCAGUGCCUCCACAGCCAGCUGGAGGAGGCCAUGCGCCUGAGGGAGAUCGCUGAGCGCCAGCUGACCGAGGCUCUGGAGACCAUUAAGACUGAGCGCGAGCACAAGGCCGCCCUGCGUAAAGAACUGUCCCACUACAUGACCAUUGGGGACAACCUGUUACCAUACCACCACAGUUCCCUCAACAUCUCCCUGGACGGACUCAAGUUCAGCGAGGAUCCCACUGCUGCCACCAACGAGCCCAACAACGAUGCCUCGUUCCGCGGCUACGAGAACGGCCUGGCCAAGAUGGCCGCCGACGGCAACGAGGAUAACAAAGCCAAACUCCGGCCCGCCCCCAGCCUAGUGGAUGACCUGCUGAGUGAACUCAACAUCUCAGAGAUCCAGAAACUCAAGCAGCAGCUCAUGCAGGUAAGAUGACCACAUAGUAGCUUUAGCAGGCAGAACUGUAGAAAUGGUUAGCCUGUUUGCUUUAUUCACAGUCACCCUGUCAAGGUGUCAACGUCCCUGGUAAAGCAAUAAAGUAAUACUUAGCCUUAUUGAGCUGUGUUUGUAAGUGUUGCCUGGAAAAUAGAUAGGCUUACAUCGCUUCUGCAGCUGUGAACAGUCCUCUGCCUUAUGGCUUGAAAGUCCAUUAAGCAUUUUGGAACACAGUGUUCAUCCAUUUAGGGAUAUUGAUUACCUAUACUGACCUUAGUGACCUAGUCAAAGACUAAUCAAUGGAGCCCUAUGUGGGACUUCAUGGGCUACAUGGAAUGACUAGGCUACUUCUCUUAUACACGCACUGUUGACUUGCUGGUGAAUAAAUACUGUGUGAAAUUCUUGAGUGACAGUGUCUCACACUACAGUAUCUCACACCACAUAUGGCGUUUUGGAUUACACUUCAUUUAGAGCCAACUAUUUACCUGGUAUUUACAUAGGAAAAAAAGAAGAAGAAAAAAGAAAAACAUAUGUAAAUAUAUAAUUGUUACUUAAUUUCUCAAUCAAUACUAAUAAACACCAAGCUGAAAUAGGACUGUAACAUAAAGUGUUGCAGACAUUUCUCAGUGCUGUUAUGUGACUGUGUCCCAUGUCUGUGUUCUCCAGGUGGAGCGAGAGAAGGUGGCGCUCCUCUCCUCUCUGCAGGAGGCCCAGAAGCAGCUGGAGGUGGCCCACGGGACUCUGUCAGAGCAGCAGGAGACGGUGGGACGCCUCACCGAGAACCUCAGUGCCAUGAGGAAACUCCAGGCCAGCAAGGAGCGCCACUCGGCCCUGGACAGCGAGAAAGAGCGAGACAGCCACGAUGACGGUGACGGGGACUACUACGAGUUGGACAUCAACGGGCCUGAGAUCCUGCAGUGUAAGUACACCGUCGCUGUGUCAGAAGCCGGGGAGCUCAGACAGGAGCUGAAGACUCUUAAAGCCGAGUACCAGUCAUGCCGGAGCCAGUACGAAGAAGAGCGAGUCCGCCUGGAGAGCGAUGUGGCAGGGCUGAGCGAAAAGCUGGCCUUCCUAGAGAAGAGCAGCCGGGCGGAGCACGAGGAGGUGGCGAGGCUGGAGAAGGAGCUGCGGCGAGUGAGUGAAGCGGUUGGCGAGUCGCAGGGAAGCCUGAACGUGGCGCAGGACGAACUGGUGACGUUCAGCGAGGAGCUGGCCAACCUCUAUAACCAUGUGUGCAUGUGCAACAACGAGACGCCCAACCGGGUCAUGCUCGACUACUACAAGGAGGGCAAGGCCAGUAUAGGGGGCAGAGGCGGCCGACAGGGGAAGGGGCAACAUCUGUCCCAUGUUCUGCUCUCCAAUGGGCUGGUUCCUGAAACUGAACCAAGUAAAUCUGAACCAAGUGACCCAGCCACCCCAGUCCCAGCCCCAAUCCCAGAGUCCCGUUCAGAGCCCAUGAACAUCUAUAACCUAGUUGCCAUCAUCAGGGACCAGAUCCGUCACCUGCAGCAGGCGGUGGACCGCACCACAGAGCUGAGCCGCCAGAGGAUGGCCUCCAUGGAGCUGGGUACUGUGACCGAUAAGGACAAGGAGGCCUGCAUGGGGGAAAUCCUCAAACUCAAGUCUCUGCUCAGCACCAAGAGAGAGCAGAUCGCCACCCUGAGGACCGUGCUCAAGGCCAAUAAACAGGUGUGUGCAUGUGUGAAUUUUCUGAAAAACAUGAGCAGUUGAUACUGUUUAAAAGUGGAGGUGAUACGGUAUGAAAUUAACAGUAGUUGAGAGUAUUUACUUUUUGUGUAGAAGUUCAGAGUUAAUAUUAGCAUAAGGUCAUACUAAUCCUGUGACUGUGACCCCCGCCCUCCAUUCUAAUAAAAUGGACAAUAAAGUAUUCUACUCUACUCUACUCUACUCUGUAGACGGCUGAGGUGGCGCUGGCCAACCUGAAGAGUAAAUAUGACAAUGAGAAGACCAUGGUGACCGAGACCAUAUUGAAGCUCCGCAACGAGCUCAAGGGCCUGAAAGAGGACGCUGCCACCUUCACCUCACUACGGGCCAUGUUCGCUACAAGGUAAGGCUUAGUAGAGAUACGCUAAGAGCUUAUCGGUACGUGUAAGUUAUGAGAAGUCUGCUCUUAAAUGUAAUGUCAAAAUGUCGAUUCCAACCUAAAUACACAUACCCAAAAGUUUUUCCAAUUCAACUAAUGUGGGGGAAUAGGGCUUUAAAUUAUUUAAAUACUUUCCAUGUAAUAUAUAAUAUUUCACCUUUCUUAUAACUGUAAAAUAAAUAUGAUCAUACUGGCACAAUUUCAUAUAACUGACGACAGAGCAUUUUCUGCCCAGCUUCCUCUGAGAGACUCAGAGACGCCAUUCAAAUGCCUGCUGACUCGUUACAACUUCAGCUUUAUGCACAAAGUGAUUUCGCCCCUCUGUGACCAAGAGGAAGUGGUCUUGUUUCAAUUAUGUUAAAUUAUAUAGUAUUCUUUCAUGUUGAGAGCUCUAAAUUCAUCUGAAAACAUCACAGUGAGAUGACUCAUUUUCCUGCAAUCGCUAGGGUCUCCCGUUUCAUAUGCCGUAUCGCAUGCAGGGUUCCCCAUUUUAUUUGCCGCCGCCCCCCCAAUUGUUCUGAGCCCACCCCCCCCCCCCCAAAAAAACAAGAUUUAAAAAACUAAUGUUGGACAUAAAUGACUGUAAAAACACCAGCAAAUCAGCUCCAAGUGAUUUUAAUUUUGGAAAUCUGUUCCAAAGUAUUACCACGCAUAAUAUAUAUAUAUAUAUAUAUAUAUAUAUAUAUAUAUAUAUAUAUAUAUAUAUACUGUAUGUAAUUGUAUACAAAUGUAAGCAAGGUUUGAAGUGAUUAUGUUUUAGUCAUCUGUUUGGGCUUCUUUCGGUCAAUUUGCAGUCUAUAAAUUAUUUGUAAUUAUGUUCCGGCCCCCUGACCAUCCGCUCAAGAAAAAAUCGGUCUGCAGUUGAUGAUCCCUGCCGUAUUGUAAGUGGAGCUGCGAGGUUCACAGGCAGAGUAAAUCGGCCAGAAAAUGUGACGUGUUGCUUCCUAUGCAAAUGUACGUUUAACCUACUGCAUCUCAGAUAAGAGCGGAGAGCGGCAUGUGAAAAGGGACAACCGGAGUGUUCACAGCAAUUGAUGUUGAACGGUUCAGAGCACUCUGUACACAGAUGUCAGUCGGAACCGGUCCUGAACCGCUCAAAAAGGUUUUUAGGUUUAAGAGGUUUUUAAUACACUAAGAAAUGAGGCACUUUUGGCACCUUAAUCAAUAUGGUAAAUGUUGAGUUGAGAAUAUCAUCAUAUACAAACAAGGGGUAGGUCUACAAAUUAAUUGUAUGUACUGAAUUGGAAUUCAGUACAAAUAAAUAGUUUUAAUCAGAAAUUCUGAAUUGUAAUUUUUUACCAAGGUUAAAACUAUAAUUAAAACACAAAUUAAAACCUAUUUUAUAUCUCUAUUAUAGUGAGCUAUUAUUCCAUAUGAUCCAUUUCCUGCCUCUUGAACUACUUAGAAAAUCAAAGCGAAAAAGAACAGCACAGAUUGGUCCCUUUUAGCUAGAUGUGCGAGCGGCACCAAUGAGCUCAGGGCCGGCGCCAGAACAAAUCAGUUGUACAGGCAUUUGAUUUCCAUAGGGGGGCACGUUAAUAUAUUUAUUUAUUAUUAUAGGUGUAAAGACCAUGGGCGGGACUUAAGUUUCAAGUUCGGGGAAGCUUACAAUUUAUACUACCAUUUCUAAUGAUCUGCGUGCCAGUUAUGAUUAUUUUUAUAUGCACAUUUUCGUGGAACAGUUUUGUUCAACAAUAACGUCAAAAUUAUUGGCAUGUUGUUAAUCAUAAAAAUCUGAAUUAAAAUGAUAAAAUGUCAAACUAAUGCGAGAGCACCAGCCUGAUCCACCGUGAUCCAUUGGCAGCAAAAAAAAUUUUUGCAUGUAACUCAGAGGUAGCCUAUCGCCAAUGUAGCAGUAGGCCUAUAACUUCCAUCAUCAACAAGUAAAAUACAUAAGCCUAAAGCCGACAAAUGAAAACAGUAGAAAAUAUCCUGAUGAAAAUUCAGGUUCUUUCAUUCGCAUUCAUCUCUCUACUCCGCGUGUCUGCUUUCCUUUCUAUCUGACUUGACUUGAUUUAUCGCUAGUGAAGUGCAACCUAUCAAAUCAAUCAACUUGGUACGAAGCUGUCUCUAGCAAACUUGCAACAUUGUAUUAACUAGCCUAUUACGGGCCCUCAGAGUUUCCCUCGCCAGUGAGCUUGGGACGGACAACUGUUUUUUCAUCUUUCCACUUAAUAUAUGGGAUCAUCAGAUCAUUAUAUUUUGCUCUUUUACACCGAAGCUUGGUGAUUAUCGAGGCCGGGAGAGUGUUUGAAAGAUUUUUCAAAUACUGUGAGGAACUAUUAUCAUUCGCAAUGGCUGUUGAAAAAAAACGACGUUGUUGACUUACUGUGUGAGGUGAAGAAAAAAUGACUGAGGAGCUCAGCGUAUUAGUGCUGGACGUGGGGAGUUAAGACAAUCAAAAACCAGACAUCCCCAAAUUGGCAAUUUCCUACAUUUGCACCCAGCAGGCCAGGUACUUCUAUGCGUGCUCAGGCAUGCGCGUUCCCUCAACAUGAUCAGGAAAGAGAAACCAGACACAUGCUGACAUGGAGCACUCCAAACAAAAGACAAUGGAAAAAUUUUCUAAACUCGUAAAUGAUGCUUAUGAAAUAAACCAAAACUUGUUUCUCACAAGUGUAGCAGGUUUUGAACUCUACAAACAACGUUCCCACUCUGAGAAUGAGAACGGUAAAUUACUAAUUAAUACAUGCAUUAACAUCAAUUAUUGUAACUAAAUGAUGGGGAUUAAUGGGACAUUUACUAGGCCUACUGGUAACAUAUGUAAUGGGGAGUUGAUACAAAAAACAAUCAAAGGGCAAACAAUUCACACAAUUAAACAAUGAAUGCGCAAGAAUUGGCAGGAGACAGCUGAGAGCAUUCUGGAGAGAGACGCGCCAUAUCUUUGCCACACGCCCCUCCCCUUCUUCUUGUCUCAACAUUUUAAAUUAUACUCAAGACACAUUAUCUUCACACAUAUUUUAGAUGCUUUUCACUGACAGCCGCAACUCAACAAUCAGCUAGGCCUGUUGCCACGCUCACUGCCCAAAUUGCGGGCUUCCCAACUAGGCAUAUAGGCCUACACGCUUUGGAUUUGAAACAAUCCACAUCUAUUUUUUAAAAUAAGCUAAUGAUCCUCUAUGACUAAGUCAUGCUCCCUGGUGAAGUAUUUUGAAUGAUUUUAUUUAAACAGGAGUAAUUCUAUAAUUUUGGCAAAACAUCAGUUUACUUUAGGUGGAAGCCAGCAUCCGACUGUGCACCCGCCAACUUACCUUUCCCAAUUCGUGUGGCUGAAACCAGAGAUCUGUAUAAAAUGAUGAGAUGCUUAUGUCUCCACCCUAACAAUGGGAGUUGUUUUCCCAAAGGCGGGAAGGCAGGCGACAAACUUAGGUAUGCAUAUUAAGCCCAUAGAAACGCAUUGGACUUAUUCUGGACAGAUUUUGGCCAGAGUGGGCCCUCUCGCUUCGCCUCUUCCUCUUUGCUGAAACUAUCUCACCGAAGAAUGCAUACGAGCGAAACAGCGCCCUUCUGUCUUACUAUGUAGCCCAUGUAUCUGAUGCUGUCUGGACAGAAAUAGUAUGACAUGCCAUACUCUUUUUUUUUUGGGUGGGUCCGGAAAGCAUCAGAUACAUGGUCUACAUACAGUGCCUUUGGAAAGUAUUCAGACCCCUUGACUUUUUCCACAUUUUGUUACGUUACAGCCUUGUUCUAAAAUGGAUUAAAUGUUUUUUUCCCCCUCAUCAAUCUACACACAAUACCCUAUAAUGAUAAAGCAAAAAACAUUUGUUUGAAAUUUUUGCUAAUUUAUUAAAAAUAAGAAACUGAAAUAUCACAUUUACAUAAGUAUUCAGACCCUUUACUCGGUACUUUGUUGGCACACCUGUAUUCUUCUCUGCUGAUCCUCUCAAGCUCUGUCAGGUUGGAUGGGGAGCAUCGCUGCACAGCUAUUUUCAGGUCUCUCCAGAGAUGUUCGAUCGGGUUCAAGUCCAGGGCUCUGGCUGGGCCACUCAACGACAUUCAGAGAUUUGUCCCGAAGCCACUCCUGCGUGGUCUUGGCUGUGUGCUUAGGGUUGUUGUCCUGUUGGAAGGUGAACUUUCACACCAGUCUGAGGUCCUGAGCGCUCUGGAGCAGGUUUUCAUCAAGGAUCUCUCUGUACUUUGCUCCGUUCAUCUUUGCCUCAAUCCUGACUAGUCUCCCAGUCCUUGCUAAUGAAAAACAUCCCCACAGCAUGAUGCUGCCAGGUUUCCUCCAGAUGUGAAGCUUGGCAUUCAGGCCAAAAAGUUCAAUCUUGGUUUCAUCAGACCAAAUAAUCUUGUUUCUCAUGGUCUGAGUGCCUUUUUGCAAACUCCAAGCGGGCUGUCAUGUGCCUUUUACUGAAGAAUGGCUUUCGUCUGGCCUCUACCAUAAAGGCCUAAUUGGUGAAGUGCUGCAGAGAUGGUUGUCCUUCUGGAAGGUUCUCCCAUCUCCACAGAUGUCACCUCCCUGACCAAGGCCCUUCUCCCCAUAUUGCUCAGUUUGGCCAGGCGGCCAGCUCUAGGAAGAGUCUUGGUGGUUCCAAACUUCUUCCAUUUAAGAAUGUUGGAGGCCACUGUGUUCUUGGGGACCUUCAAUGCUUCAGAAAUGUUUUGCUACCCUUCCCCAGAUCUGUGUCUCGACACAAUCCUGUCUCUGGAGCUCUACAGACAAUUCCUUCGACCUCAUGGCUUGGUUUUUGCUCUGACAUGCACUGUCAACUGUGGGACCUGUCAAGGUGUGUGCCUUUCCAAAUCAUGUCCAAUCAAUUGAAUUUACCACAGGUGGACUCCAAUCAAGUUGUAGAAACAUCUCAAGGAUACAUCUGAGCUCAAUUUCGAGUUUCAUAGCAAAGGGUCUGAAUACUUAUGUAAAUAACGUAUUUCUGUUUUUUAUUUGUAAUAAAUUAGCAAACAUUUCUCAACCUGUUUUCGCUUUGUCAUUAUGUGGUAUUGUGUGUAGAUUGCUGAGGAUUUUUUUUAUUUAACCCAUUUUAGAAAAAGUCAAGGGGUCUGAAUACUUUCCGAAGGCACUGAGACAGAGGGGCGCUGUUUCACUCGCUCGGAUGCUUUAUCUGAGAUGAAUGCGUCUUUCUGUCGGCGCACAUCUCGGUCAAAUAAAUUAUCUAUAUUUCUAUAUUUUAUUUGGAAGGGCAAGGAGGUACAGUAGGCGGUACCAGGCUCCCUAAGACCCGCCCAUAAUGCCGGCCUGAAUGAGCUUCUAGGUUGUUGAGGAGUGAGGAGCUGUGUUUCUGCCAGAGGCUGCAUGCAAAAAUGGUGGAUAAAUGGAGAUGGUUCACUCAGGCAGUUUACCAAUGAAAAAAAUGGUCAGUUCCGGUCUGCUUAACUGGGGUGUUUCUCCCAUAGACACCAAUGCAAUAGCAGCUGGGUCUGGUCUACUUAGUUCAUUGACUUUCAUCGAACCAGAAAAAAACAACUUUAAAAAAGGCGAGUGGAGUGUCUCGCUUCCUCUUCCGUCUCUGCUGCAUGUGUGUGGAAGAGACAGGGCAUUGUGGGAGCUGUCUGAUGUAAUACUGAGGCGAUUCAGAGGCUGCUGGCAAGCUCCUCCUGACAGCAUCUGGAUAAUGCGGCUCUGUGAGUCUGAAUGGAGAAAACAUGCACUGACUUGUUAGCAGGAAUAGAUGUGCUCCAUCUGGUGGGGAAAGUUAUAAGUUCCUUAUUGGGUUUUCAUUUGACUAAUAUUAUCCCUUUUUCUCUUGCCCUCUCUCUUCCUCGCUUUCCCUCCGCUCUCUCUCUCUCUCCAUCUCCACCCUCUUUCUCUCUUUCCCCUCUCUUCCCUUCCCCUCUCUCUCCCUGCCCCCCACCUCUCUCACCCUCUCAGGUGUGAUGAGUAUGUGACCCAGCUUGAUGACAUGCAGAGGCAGCUGGCUGCAGCGGAGGACGAGAAGAAGACCCUGAACUCCCUGCUCCGCAUGGCCAUCCAGCAGAAGCUGGCCCUGACCCAACGUCUGGAGGACCUGGAGUUCGACCAUGAGCAGGCGCGCCGCGGCGGGGGAGCGGCGGCGAGCGGGCGGGUCAGAACCUCCUCGUCGUCACGGGGCAAAGGGACCUCGGCCACUCAUCACGUAAGUCAGAGACGCUGCUGCAGGGUCCUCCCCGUGCCCAGCGGCAUCCUGGGAGGCCCUGUGGUCCUCUGCAGCGAGAAGUACAAGAUCUACUGUGACAUUUGA